Laccaria bicolor S238N-H82 is the source of this 369-nucleotide messenger RNA. RefSeq lists its product as uncharacterized. Gene Ontology annotation, molecular function: transcription corepressor activity. The transcript is spliced from 3 exons. Lineage: Eukaryota; Fungi; Basidiomycota; Agaricomycetes; Agaricales; Hydnangiaceae. Gene Ontology annotation, biological process: cellular heat acclimation. Gene Ontology annotation, cellular component: cytosol; nucleus. The coding region runs from base 1 to 369 and encodes 122 amino acids. The record is from RefSeq and is a predicted model, not a curated record.
AUGCAAUCUUCAGCUCAGCCUCUGAAAGUCCCUGCGACUCCAUCCAGGGCCGCCGAGAACGACAAGGACAAGACGCCCAUACCAGUCGCCAAACAACCUGCCACGUCAACGGCAAGAGCCAUAACUCCAAACGACAUUUCAAGCCCUCACGAACUAACGGCAUUCGUUGAGACACUUUUGGAACAACUGGAUGCCAAAUUUGAUGAGAUGUCGACACAGAUUUUGGACAGAAUGACCCAAAUGUCCACACGCGUAGAUGCCUUGGAAGCUUCGAUACAAGACAUCAUAAAUGGAGAUGUUGCCACAAGUGUACCACAAUCGCCGUCACUCAGCACACCUGGUAUUAGACGAAGUGAUAGCGGCUUUUGA